UCUUCGUACUCUAGGGUCGGAAUUAAUAGUGAACCAUUCGUUGAUUUUUUCCGGCUGGUAUGGAAAACGGUUGCACUUGGAGAAAAUAUUUUCAGUGCAACAACGAAGAUGUAGCACCAAACAUUUGAGCGAGAAACCCACUUGGCUUGGCAGCCCAAAUGUCGCUAAGGCUUCUGCUGUUAGCUGUCUUAACAAUUCCAGAGUCACUAGGAGUGACUGGGCAGUUUGUCGACAGCAGCUUGCAUGGGCUUUCUUCAGCCAUUCAACCCAACCUUUGCCAGCCACAUUUAAGCUUAACACGCUUGAAUCGAAGUCAGCCAUUUUCUUGUGUGCAUAGCGUACACAUGCACCAUGAUUAAUAAUUGAUUAUAGUCUUAACUUCCUAAAGUGAAGUCUGGCUGUAUUUUGAAAAUAAAAAUUGCCUGAACAAUUUGGGAGAUUUCAAAAUUUGACGAUUACUAUAACCAAUACCAUUCAGUAACGCUGGAAUGUGAAGGGAAAGAACUUAAAGUCGAUCUAAUGAUUGUUAAACUGCUUCUGUCGAAUCCUAGGUAUUUCGCACUCUUUACUAACCUUCUCGUCACAAUUGGCACAAUGCUUGAAUUCGUAAGCGAGAACAACUUAAUUAAGAUAUGUUUUGGGGGCUCCUAGUCGGCAUUCAAAAAGCUGUCGUUUUCCAGGUCAUCCUAAAAAAACGUAUUUAAUGCGGCAAACGUUCAGAGCUUUGAUUUCUUAUAAAAACUUUCACUUUUUACUAAAAUGUGUAGUGAUUUUCACUGACCUUUAAUAGAAAUAAUUUUCCCGCAAUGAUAUAUUCUCUGAAUUCUCCCUUUGUUCUAAUCUGUCUAAUACAAAGUUUGUUUUUAGCAGGUGAGGCUAGGGGCAUUAAUCAACAUUCCGGUUAGCGGAUAGAACUGUUUUUGUUUCCUGGGAAGGGUCGUCUCAGUAAUGAGGCAAAAUUAGACCUAAGAUUGCUCACUAGCGUUUUAGGAGUUUAGCAUUAAAAAGAAAUCGAACUUGGGCGCUCUUAUCUUUGGCUACUAGAAAGAUAUGCGGCAGCCUUUGAAAUUUCCAGUUUCAACGAGCUCUCUUAAUGGGUUCUUGGAUGCCAGCUGAAGAUCUGAUCGACGUAUGUAUGUUAACCGCCACCCGUGGGCCAAUUCAUUAUUAAUAUGAUAGUCCCAUUUGAAAAAUUUGAAUAUUUACACGUUGUCUCUUGAAGCCAUACUACGAGGAAAGACAUGGAUGUUACUUGUAGUGUAUUAAGUGCUUUAAGAUCUAUUUUCGAUUCUGUAAGAUUCAACAUUGAACACCUCGCAGAGAAAUAUCCACCUCAACGUGGGAUUACUGUUGCCGAAAAGGUUGAAAGUUCUCCCAAACGUUUAAAAGUCGAGGAGGUAAAUCGAGACGUUCAGCUGGAGGCUCUCACGUUGAUCCUCAAACUUUGGCUGCGAAGAAUUCAUCUCACUGAGGAGGAAGGAAGAAGGGCACUUCGAAACUUUGAAGCCGAAAUUAACCUCACUCAAAAGAAUGUUAUUGAGCCAUACAAAGCCACUUUGCUUUCGAGUGAAUCUAAAGAACCAGAAGAGUUACUAAUGGGAAAAUUGGACAAAAGUUUGGAGAGAGCUUGUACAAGACUGUUGACAGAAAUGAAAAAAACAAAUUUUGAAAUGCUCGAGGAGGACCAAAGGAGAUUGAAUAUGGAAUCGGCCUUUGUUAGUUCUCUACUUGGACUUAAACUUGACUUUCUUGAUUGCCUGGAGGAAAUGGAACCAGAAUUUCGUGAUCACUGGACACUUAAAGAGUGGAUAGUUACUUUCCUCCAAAACAAUUAUCGUUCUAUGGAGACGAGAGACAAAACCUCGCCCACCAAAGAUCUGCUUGGAGAGAUGGGUUUUGAUCCAUCGAGCGCAGCCAUUGAAACUAUCCUUAAGCGUGCCGAUGAAAUGCAACAUCACAUUGAAGCGUGCGCGUGGGCUGAAAUUUUCAUUGCCGACGAGUUUAAGUACAACCCUUUGUUGUCUCCUUUUGUUCCAAAGUUUUCUGUUGGUGAGUCAUCGGGAUUUCAUCUCCCAAACAAACCUGGCGAAGAAAGUGAAAAUGGCGAACAACAGUGUCAACUCAAACCUGAAAUUGUCUCCUUCGUGUGGCAGGAACAAGCCGACUUUCUCGGAAUCUCUCAAGAUGUUCCUUUUGUCCCACAUGCGCAAGGCUCUAUCGGAAUCCACGCUCGCGAUUUUCUAAGAGAUCGUGGACUGUCAGAUGACCAACGAUACAUGCUUCUGUUUCACGGCACAGAUCACCAAAGUGCCGCCAACAUUUUAAACAGGGGAAUAUAUCUACCUGCUGGAAGACAGAAGCGCGACUUUAGCAGUGGAAAGGGAUUUUAUGUUACAACAAGUUUGGACCAUGCGUUCAAGUGGGCGAGAAGCACGACUUCAAAGCCCGCCAUAUUGACUUUUCAAGUCGAGCGCAAUGAUCUUCUGAAUGCUAAAAAACUGGAUUUGACCAGUAACGUAGAGGAAUGGAAGAAAACUGUUCAUUACUUUAGGUCAGACGAGGGACCGGUCUAUAUAGGAAAAGAAAUAACAAAGGCGUACGACUUGAUUGAAGGACCCAUGGCCACAGCGAGCAGUUCAAGCGAAACAAGUGACCAGUUGAUGUGGCAGCCAAAACAUUCAUCUUAUCAACUGUGCUUGAUUUCAGAUGAAUUUGCCAAGAAGUUCUCUCAAACCUUGCAUUUGAUUCUGCUUUUGUAAAUUUUGGCCCCUCUCAUUGGCCUAAAGUUGUUAAAGAUGUCGAAGCUGAAAAAGGAACAAUUUUUCAGCAUGAUUAAAGGGCGGUCCGGGUUCGAGUCCUGGCCGGGGAC
Messenger RNA from Orbicella faveolata, 2869 nucleotides. RefSeq lists its product as uncharacterized. The record is from RefSeq and is a predicted model, not a curated record. NCBI's taxonomy places the organism in Eukaryota, Metazoa, Cnidaria, Anthozoa, Scleractinia, Merulinidae.